AACAUUAACAUUCCAGAUCUGAAACGGAACCUCUUUCUCAGGUUUUAUAAAAUCUCAUAUCUGUUCAAAACUUUCCUAUUCUUCGUAUUCAUCAUACACCACGCCAAAUCACAAUACCCAUCAGGUAAUUCUGCUCUUUUUGUCUUUACGCUGAAUCUGUUUGUUCCCCUUCCUUGAACGUUUUUAAUUGGGGUUGCGACCAACUAUGUUGGAGCUCAAUACUAAGUUAGAUUCCUUGGGAUAUUCAUCCAUUAUCUGUGAUUAGGAAAACCCAUGUCACCAUUUUCACAAAUUGUGGGUUUUAGUUGGAUGUUUUCAAGAGUUUGAUUCUAGGGUUCUUUAUGCAAAUUUUGGGGGGUUUUUGGGAAUUUUGGCUCAGUUGAGAUCUCUGUGAAACGGGUUUUGGAAAAAGUUUUGGUCUUGAGAUUUAUGAGAUAUUAACUGUGAAAGAAAGAUGAUGGGUGAGAAGUUUUGUGUGAACGAGGAAGACAAGGGUGUGUUGGAGUCUGUGCUGGGUGCAGAGGCUGUUGCGUUCUUUAUUUCCGCACUUUCCAAUAAUGUCUUUUCCGGUGUGGUUGCGCCAUCGGCCAGUACUGACCCGGGUCUCCGACAGCGGUUGUGCCAGCUUGUUGAGGGUUCCAAGUGGAAUUAUGCUGUGUUUUGGCAGGUUGCUGUCUUGAAAUCUGGUGGUUCUGCCUUGGUUUGGGGUGAUGGGCAUUGCAGUGAUCCCAAAGGGGAGAGGAAUGGAGUUGGGAAGGAGGAUGAGCAGGAGGUGAGAAAGAAUGUGCUGCAGAAGCUUGAUGCCUGCUUUGGUGGGUCUGUGUCGAAAGAGGCUAAUUAUGCGAGAUUGGACAGGGUUUCGGAUUUGCUCAUGUUUUACUUAUCCUCAAUGUGUUAUAUAUUUGGUUUUGAUUCGCCAUGUGGCCCUGGCAGUUCGUUCAAGUCUGGUAAAUUGAUUUGGGCUUCCGAUGCUGCUGGUUGUUUAAACCAAUUAGAAUCUAGAUCGUUUAUGGGGAAAUUGGCUGGUCUUCAAACUGUUGUGUUUGUUCCUCUGAAGUCCGGGGUGGUGGAGCUUGGUUCGCUCGAAAUGGUGCCUGAAGAGCACGGUGUUGUGGAGAUGGUCAGGACAGCAUUUGGGGAAUCCAGUCCCGGACAGGCAAAGGUGUUUCCGAAGAUUUUUGGGCAUGAGUUAAGCCUAGGGGACACAAAAUCUCAGUCUAUAACUAUUAGUUUCUCCCCGAAGGUGGAAGAUGAUCCUGGUUUUACUUCGGACUCCUAUGAGGUUCAAGCACUAGGGGUGAACCAUGCUUAUGGAAAUUCUUCCAAUGGGACUUUAGGUGUCAGUAAUGAAGGUAAAAUGUUCCCUCAACUGAAUCAAAUGAUGGCUGGGAAUUUUAAUGCUCAAGGAAGCGGGGUUCCUUGUCUAGAUCUCGGUAAUGAAGACUCAUCCUCCAUUCAUGCAGAUGAGCGGAAGCCCAGAAAAAGAGGUAGAAAGCCGGCAAAUGGGAGAGAGGAACCGCUGAAUCAUGUUGAAGCUGAGAGACAAAGACGUGAGAAGCUUAACCAAAGGUUUUAUGCCUUGAGAGCUGUUGUCCCUAACAUAUCUAAAAUGGACAAGGCAUCUUUGCUUGGUGAUGCCAUUACCUUUAUCACUGAUCUCCAGAUGAAGAUCAAGGUGUUGGAAGCUGAGAAGAACAUGAUCCACAAUCAGGACCAAAAAUUGUCAUUGCCAGAUAUGGAUUUUCAGGAAAGAGAGGAUGAGACAGUUGUGACAGUGAGAUGCCCCUUAGAUAUUCACCCUGUUUCUAAUGUUGUUAAAACGUUCAAGGAGCAUCAAAUUGUGGCUCAAGACUCCAGUGUUUCGACUACAGAUGAUAAAAUUAUUCACACAUUCUCCAUAAGAACUGAGGGAGGGGAGACUGCUGCUAUACAGUUGAAAGAAAAGCUGGAAGCAUCCCUAUCCAAAAAUCGAUAGUCAGAUCAUAAUCAUAUUUAUGUUUAGCAUCUCAAGGAUAUUGUAAACCAUAUUAGAAAUACUCUGUUUGUCUUGUAGGCUAAGUAGCUGACAUAAUAUUGUUAUUAAUGUACUUAGUUUUUUUUUUACAGUAGUGUACUUUGUUAGUUGUAAUCUCUUUUAAAAUAUGUUUAGGUCAUCAUAGGUGACCUUAAUUAUGUACUUAAGUUGAUUAAUAGUUGAAUUUGAUGUUGAUGGGUAA
Molecule: messenger RNA, 2216 nt
Organism: Glycine soja
Lineage: Eukaryota; Viridiplantae; Streptophyta; Magnoliopsida; Fabales; Fabaceae
Product: transcription factor bHLH3-like
Exons: 1
Coding region: 455-1975 (506 amino acids)
Biological process (GO): regulation of DNA-templated transcription
Cellular component (GO): nucleus
Molecular function (GO): transcription cis-regulatory region binding; protein dimerization activity; DNA-binding transcription factor activity
Source: RefSeq, a predicted model, not a curated record